Phragmites australis (common reed) is the source of this 1989-nucleotide messenger RNA. RefSeq names its product beta-amylase 3, chloroplastic-like. The record is from RefSeq and is a predicted model, not a curated record. Bases 101 to 1744 code for a protein of 547 amino acids. Lineage: Eukaryota; Viridiplantae; Streptophyta; Magnoliopsida; Poales; Poaceae. Gene Ontology annotation, biological process: polysaccharide catabolic process. The transcript is spliced from 4 exons. Gene Ontology annotation, molecular function: beta-amylase activity.
CGAUUCCUCUCAAAAUUGUUCAGCCUUAGCUUCGCACACGAGUUGAUUCACUCGAUUCAAAAGCCUCUCUCACUCUCUCUCGUAGCCUUGUUCAUUAGCCAUGGCGCUGACGGUGCGUUCCUCCACGUCGUUCCUGUCGCCGGUGGACCCCUCCUCCAAGCUCCUCCACAAACCUGGCGGCGACGACGCGGUGCCUUCUCCCGCCCACGCCGCCGCGCCGAGCUGCAGGCUGCGCCUCGUCGGGGCGGGCGCGGCGGCGGCGCCCGCGGCGGAGCGCGCGCCGGCCGAGGCCGAUCUGCUGCACGGCGGCGGCGCGGGGCAGACACACGGUCGGCCGCGCGGCGGGGCGCCGGUGUACGUGAUGCUGCCGCUCGACACGGUGAGACCGGGGGGGCAGCUGGGCCGGGCGCGCGCGGUGGCGGCGAGCCUGAUGGCGCUGCGGGGCGCCGGUGUGGAGGGCGUCAUGGUUGACGUGUGGUGGGGCGUGGUGGAGCGAGAGGGGCCCGGGCGGUACGACUGGGAGGCCUACGCCGAGCUCGUGCGCAUGGUGGAGCGCGCCGGCCUCCGCCUCCAGGCCGUCAUGUCCUUCCACCAGUGCGGUGGCAACGUCGGCGACUCCUGCAACAUCCCUUUGCCGCCGUGGGUGUUGGAGGAGAUGAACAGCAACCCAGACAUCGUGUACACGGACAGGUCCGGCCGCCGGAACCCCGAGUACAUCUCCCUCGGCUGCGACACGCUGCCGGUGCUCAAGGGCCGGACCCCCAUCCAGGUCUACGCCGACUACAUGCGCAGCUUCCGCGACAGGUUCCGCGACUACCUCGGCAACGUCAUCGCGGAGAUCCAAGUGGGCAUGGGGCCUUGUGGAGAGCUGAGGUAUCCUUCCUACCCAGAGGCCAAUGGAACCUGGCGCUUCCCGGGCAUCGGCGAGUUCCAGUGCUAUGACAAGUACAUGGGGGCGUCGCUGCAGGCCGCGGCGACGGCGGCAGGGCACGAGGAGUGGGGGAUGGGCGGGCCGCACGACGCCGGCGAGUACAAGCAGCUCCCGGAGGACACUGGUUUCUUCCGGUGGGAGGGCACGUGGAGCACCGAUUACGGCCGCUUCUUCCUGGAGUGGUACUCGGGCAUGCUCCUGGAGCACGGCGACCGCGUCCUGGCCGCCGCCGAGUCCGUCUUCGGCGGCACGGGCGCCACGCUCUCCGCCAAGGUCUCCGGCAUCCACUGGCACUACCGGACGCGCUCCCACGCCGCGGAGCUCACCGCGGGGUACUACAACACGCGGCACCGCGACGGGUACGCGCCGAUCGCGCGCAUGCUGGCCAAGCGGGGCACCGUGCUCAACUUCACGUGCAUGGAGAUGAAGGACGAGCAGCAGCCGCCGCACGCCAGCUGCUCGCCCGAGCUGCUGGUGAAGCAAGUCAAGGCCGCCGCGGCGGCCGCCGGGGUGGAGCUCGCCGGCGAGAACGCGCUGGAGAGGUACGACGACUCGGCGUUCUCGCAGGUGGCGGCGACGGCCCGGGGCGCGGGGCUGGCCGCGUUCACGUACCUGCGCAUGAACAAGAAGCUCUUCGACGGCGACAACUGGCGGCAGUUCGUCUCGUUCGUCAGGACCAUGGCCGACGGCGGCAUGAGUCCCGCGCUGCCGCGGUGCGACACGGAGCACUCGGACCUGUACGUCGGGUUCCUGGACGCCGCCAAGGAGAGGAAAGCGCCGGAGGCCGAGGGCGCCACUGCCGCGGCAUUUUAGGUGGUGCACCAAUGCCUGUGCGUAUAUACACACAUGCACCAUGCUGUUGUAUAUAUGUACGAUACGUACGUACCCAUGUGUAUGCGUACUGUAUAGAUGCUGGGGCUUGCAGAUUACAGAGUUUUAUAGGGUGUAAUCGAGCAGGCAACUAGGCAAAGCAGGCAGGCAUGUUCGGUACUUUGGAUGUCUUCAUUCCGUUCGAAACUGUUUUAUUAGUAUAUUUAUAUAAUGAGCAACUUAGUGAC